Mycosarcoma maydis (corn smut) is the source of this 2046-nucleotide messenger RNA. RefSeq lists its product as uncharacterized. The coding region runs from base 1 to 2046 and encodes 681 amino acids. Gene Ontology annotation, cellular component: nuclear pore; nuclear pore central transport channel. Gene Ontology annotation, biological process: protein import into nucleus; RNA export from nucleus. The record is from RefSeq and is a predicted model, not a curated record. Gene Ontology annotation, molecular function: phospholipid binding; structural constituent of nuclear pore. The transcript is spliced from 2 exons. NCBI's taxonomy places the organism in Eukaryota, Fungi, Basidiomycota, Ustilaginomycetes, Ustilaginales.
AUGUCGUUCGGCGGCGGAAACUUCUCGUUUGGUGGUGCCUCUGGCAACAACAAUACAAACAACGCUGCAGGCAGCACCGCUAAAACGCCAUUCUCCUUUGGAGGUGCGUCUACCACGACCGGUGGCUCACUGUUUGGCUCUCCAGCAGGCACAGGCACCAACACUGCUUCUAACUCGACGCCAGCUUCCAGCGCGGGACUUUUUGGAUCGAGCAACACCAACUCAUCUACCUCCGGUGGUAGUGGCUUCUCCUUUGGAAGUGCAGCAGCAAAACCAGCUGCAGGUGGAUUCUCUUUUGGCACCGCUGCUUCCUCCUCCACGCCAUCUUCGUCAACACCUGCACCUUCCACGGGUGGAUUCAACUUUGGUGGUGCAGCAGCAGCAAACAAAGCAACUGCCAAUGCGACCGCUUCUCCAGCACCUGCCUCCUCUGCCUCUACCGGCACCUUCUCUUUUGGCAACAACAACAACACCACCAAUAAUACGACAGCAGCCAAGCCAGCAGGCAGCGCAACGUUCUCAUUUGGUGGCAGCUCGACUCCCGCUGCUGCUGGUGCAACCUCGUCCACUCCUUCGGCAGCUGGAGCUGGUGGAGCUGGUGGAAGCGGUGGAGGCGGCUUGAGCGGAUUUGGAUCGUUCACGCUCGGUGGUGCCAGCACCAACACCUCUUCUACGACGCCAGCAUCUACCAGUGGUUCGGGCUCGGCGGCGCCAGCCGCGGGAGCCUCCCUGUUUGGCGGUGGCGGUGCAUCCAAGCCGGCAUUCGGCGGCUUCUCGUUUGGCACAGCACCCGCAGCUACUUCUUCCACUUCCACAUCCACAUCCACAUCCACUCCAAGCGCUGCGCCUGCCUCCACGGGGGCUGGAUUCACGUUCGGCAAUGCUUCAGCCAGUUCUGCGCCAGCUGCUUCUGGUACUGCCGCUGCUACUCAAGCCAAGCCUGCACUUGGAGGCCUAUCUUUUGGUACUAGCACACCAGCAACAAGCGCCACAACACCGGCUGCUUCGGAUGCCGAGGCUAAGUCUGCUGCUGCUGCAGCUCCUGCUGCACCAGCGGGUACCGGUGGAUUCUCGUUCGGUAAGCCGGCCGCAUCCGCAUCCGCCGCUGCACCUACUGCUACUGCUACUGCUGCUACUACUGCUCCGUCGACUUCGACUUCAACGAAUGCGCCCACCGCUGCUCCAGCUACAGGCGGCUUCUCCUUCGGCAAGGCGGCAACGAAUACGACUGCUGCUCCAGCUGCGUCUGGCGCACCCACCGCUGCUUCGAGUCAAGCCGCAGCGAAACCCGCGGGCGGAUUUUCGUUUGGAUCCGCGGCUGCUACUGCCUCCCAGCCUGCGUCUUGCUCGACCAACGGCGCUGCACAAACCACUAGUGGUGUGGCUUCUGGCGUGGCUGUGCCUCGAAACGGCGCUGCACCCGCCAUCGGCGCGGUGGCUACGCCCUCGCUAUUACGCGGUAAAUCAAUGGACGAAAUCCUGAAUCGUUGGUCGGUAUCGCUCGACUCUUCGAUCAAGGAAUUCUCUCGUCAAGCUGCCGAAGUAGCGGCAUGGGACAAGGUGCUGCUAAAAGGUGGAGAUGAAAUCUCGGCGCUUGUCAGCGCGCUUGGCGCGGCCGAAGAAAAACAGGCUGGGAUCGAGCGUACGCUGGACUACCUGGAAUCAUCGCAGUCGGACCUGACGUCUUUGGUGACAGACUACGAGGCGCAGAUCGAAUCGCUGCUGCCGGGCUUGACAAGCCAGAUCAACCUGACGAGCGCGGAUGUCGAGAGGGAACGCGCAUUCAGUCUGGCUGAAACGCUCAAUGGACAGUUGGACGAUGUGUCCAAGAACCUCAGUGCUAUGAUCGGUGAGCUGAACAGCGUGAAUGCCAACGCAGCUGGAUCAAGUGGCGAUAGAGAGAAGGACGAGUCGCUCGAUCGCGAUGGAAGCAUCGCCCACAUUGUCGCCAUCCUCAACGCGCACCUCGGCAGCCUCAAGUGGAUCGACCAGAGUGCAGGUGCGUUGAGAGCAAAGCUCGACGGCUUAAGGAGAGGUCAGUUGUAA